CCACGAGCCGGUCAGCAGGCCCAGAGCGUGAGCAAGGGAGCCACCCCAACGCGCGACUCCAGCGGGAAACCGUCCUUUGUCAUAUGCGAGAUCUGUGAUGGUUAUAUUAAGGACCUGGAGCAGUUACGGAACCACAUGAACCUGAUCCACAAGGUGAAAAUCCACCCCAAGAUGAUUUACAACCGCCCCCCGCUCAACUGCCAGAAGUGCCAGCACCGAUUCUUCACUGAUCAGGGUUUGGAGCGGCAUCUUUUGGGAACCCAUGGGCUGGUCACGUCAUCCAUGCAGGAAGCCGCAAACAAGGGCAAGGAUGCAGGCCGAUGUCCCAUUUGCGGAAAGGUGUUUCCAGUGGAAGCUCCUCAACCACGUGAGCAGAGACCAUAAGAUGACUCUCAAACCUGCACACCUGUCUUACAAGUGCACAGUGUGUACCGCGACGUUCAACAUGUACCGGCUGUUUGAGAAUCACGUGUACUCGGCCCACUCAGUCGUCAACAAAAAUAAGGGGGAGAGCGGCAAGAAGCAGA
This is a messenger RNA of Penaeus vannamei (Pacific white shrimp), 527 nucleotides long. Lineage: Eukaryota; Metazoa; Arthropoda; Malacostraca; Decapoda; Penaeidae. The record is from RefSeq and is a predicted model, not a curated record.